CACAAGUCAAGCCCAGCGGUGUUUGCAGGAGCAUCGGCUACAUAACCACGUCGGGAGAAUAGUGCACUCAACAACUGUACUAUCGCAAACGUGUUUAGCUGUGGAAUAUGUCUACCUCACGGACAGUCAUAUGUUUGCUGAGAAAUGACUUGCGUCUUCACGACAAUGAGGUGUUUCACUGGGCCCAGAGGAAUGCUGAACACAUCGUUCCCCUGUACUGUUUCGAACCUGGUCAUUACCUGGGGACAGCCAACUACAACCUGCCCCGUACCGGCCCCUUCCGCCUGCGCUUCCUACUGGACAGCAUCCAGGACCUCAGGACCAGUUUGAUACAGAGAGGCAGCACCCUGGUGGUGAGACGGGGCAGACCAGAGGAGGUGGUUGGUGAUCUCAUUAAGCAGCUAGGUUCUGUUAGCGCUGUGGCCUUCCAUGAAGAGGUGGUGCCAGAGGACCAGCAGGUGGAGAGAGGAGUGAGGGAUAUUUGUUCUCAGAUGAAGGUUAAAGUUCACACCUGCUGGGGGUCGACACUGUACCACCGAGACGACCUUCCUUUCAACCACCUAUCCAGGCUGCCUGACGUAUACACCCAGUUCAGGAAGGCAGUGGAGACCCAGGGCAGGGUGAGGCCUGUCUUGCCCACCGUAGACCAGCUGAAGCCGCUCCCUCCUGGGUCAGGUCUGGAUGAAGGCCCCAUCCCCUCCCCAGAAGACCUGGAGCAGACAGACACUGUUAGGGACCCUCGCUCUGCCUUCCCCUGCAGCGGGGGAGAGACUCAGGCCCUGGCCAGACUACAGCACUACUUCUGGGACACGGAUGCUGUGGCUACCUACAAGGAGACUCGUAACGGCCUGAUAGGACUGGACUAUUCCACCAAGUUUUCCCCGUGGUUGGCUAUAGGCUGUAUCUCCCCCAGGUAUAUCUACCAACAGAUCAAGAAGUAUGAGAGUGAACGAACAGCCAAUCAGAGCACAUACUGGGUGGUAUUUGAGCUGCUCUGGAGAGACUAUUUCAAGUUUGUAGCAGCCAAAUACGGAGACAGACUGUUUGACAUCAAAGGCCUUCAGGACAAAUCCAUCCCUUGGAAGAAGGACAUGAAUCUGUUCAAUGCAUGGAAAGAGGGUCGCACCGGGGUGCCAUUCGUUGACGCCAACAUGCGAGAGCUGGCGCUGACAGGGUUCAUGUCUAACAGGGGUCGCCAAAACGUAGCCAGCUUCCUCACCAAGGACCUGGGACUGGACUGGAGGAUGGGGGCCGAGUGGUUCCACUACUUACUGGUGGACCAUGACGCGAGCAGUAACUAUGGUAACUGGCUAUACAGCGCGGGGAUAGGAAACGACCCGAGGGAGAACAGGAAGUUCAACAUGAUCAAACAAGGACUCGACUACGACAACAACGGGGACUAUGUUAGACACUGGGUCCCAGAGCUCAAGGGGAUCAGAGGGGGGGAGGUCCACACCCCCUGGACCCUUAGCUCCGCCUCCCUGUCUCACGCACUGGUGUCCCUCAACGACACAUACCCCUCCCCCGUUGUCAUGGCGCCAGAAUGGAGUCGCCACGCCAACAAGAAGCCGACUGGUGCUGGGCCCUCGGCCAGAGGAAAGACGGGGCCGUCCCACACCCCUAAACAACACAAGGACAGAGGAAUAGACUUCUACUUCUCCAAGAGCAAGAACUUCUGAUGGAGCAGACUAACUGAAAAGAUUGAAAUAACUGUUGGGCUUCCGCAAGGAAAUGGUUUGACCCAUCCCUGCUUUAUGGGUGGAUGGUUUGACCCAUCCCCGCUCUAUAUGGGUGGAUGGUUUGACCCAUCCCCGCUUUAUAUGGGUGGAUGGUUUGACCCAUCCCCUCUCUAUAGGGGUGGAUGGUUUGACCCAUCCCCGCUUUAUAUGGGUAGAUGGUUUGACCCAUCCCAUCUCUAUAGGGGUGGAUGGUUUGACCCAUCCCCUCUCUAUAGGGGUGGAUGGUUUGACCCAUCCCCGCUCUAUAGGGGUGGAUGGUUUGACCCAUCCCCGCUCUAUAGGGGUGGAUGGUUUGACCCAUCCCCGCUCUAUAGGGGUGGAUGGUUUGACCCAUCCCCGCUCUAUAGGGGUGGAUGGUUUGACCCAUCCCCGCUCUAUAUGGGUGGAUGGUUUGACCCAUCCCCUCUCUAUAGGGGUGGAUGGUUUGACCCAUCCCCUCUCUAUAGGGGUGGAUGGUUUGACCCAUCCCCUCUCUAUAGGGGUGGAUGGUUUGACCCAUCCCCUCUCUAUAGGGGUGGAUGGUUUGACCCAUCCCCUCUCUAUAGGGGUGGAUGGUUUGACCCAUCCCCGCUCUAUAGGGGUGGAUGGUUUGACCCAUCCCCGCUCUAUAGGGGUGGAUGGUUUGACCCAUCCCCGCUCUAUAGGGGUGGAUGGUUUGACCCAUCCCCGCUCUAUAGGGGUGGAUGGUUUGACCCAUCCCCGCUCUAUAGGGGUGGAUGGUUUGACCCAUCCCCUCUCUAUAGGGGUGGAUGGUUUGACCCAUCCCCUCUCUAUAGGGGUGGAUGGUUUGACCCAUCCCCGCUCUAUAUGGGUGGAUGGUUUGACCCAUCCCCGCUCUAUAGGGGUGGAUGGUUUGACCCAUCCCCGCUCUAUAGGGGUGGAUGGUUUGACCCAUCCCCUCUUUAUAUGGCCAGCAGCAUACCACCCUGCAUACCACUGCUGGCUUGCUUCUGAAGCUAAGCAGGGUUGGUCCUGGUCAGUCCCUGGAUGGGAGACCAGAUGCUGCUGGAAGUGGUGUUGGAGGGCCAGUAGGAGGCACUCUUUCCUCUGGUCUAAAAAAUAUCCCAAUGCCCCAGGGCAGUGAUUGGGGACACUGCCCUGUGUAGGGUGCCGUCUUUCGGAUGGGACGUUAAACGGGUGUCCUGACUCUCUGAGGUCAUUAAAGAUCCCAUGGCACUUAUCGUAAGAGUAGGGGUGUUAACCCCGGUGUCCGGGUUAAAUUCCCAAUCCGGCCCUCAAACCAUCAUGGUCACCUAAUAAUCCCCAGUUUACAAUUGGCUCAUUCAUCCCCCCCCUCUCCCCUGUAACUAUUCCUCAGGUCGUUGCUGCAAAUGAGAACGUGUUCUCAGUCAACUUACCUGGUAAAAUAA
This is a messenger RNA of Salvelinus fontinalis (brook trout), 3109 nucleotides long. RefSeq names its product cryptochrome DASH (gene cry-dash). The record is from RefSeq and is a predicted model, not a curated record. Gene Ontology annotation, biological process: photoreactive repair. NCBI's taxonomy places the organism in Eukaryota, Metazoa, Chordata, Actinopteri, Salmoniformes, Salmonidae. The transcript is spliced from 13 exons. Gene Ontology annotation, molecular function: deoxyribodipyrimidine photo-lyase activity; FAD binding; damaged DNA binding. Bases 108 to 1679 code for a protein of 523 amino acids.